Pelobates cultripes (western spadefoot toad) is the source of this 1549-nucleotide messenger RNA. The record is from the annotation of a GenBank genome assembly. NCBI's taxonomy places the organism in Eukaryota, Metazoa, Chordata, Amphibia, Anura, Pelobatidae.
AUGGUAAAGCGAGUGGAAGAGCUAGCAGCCAUUCAGGAGGAGAGUGGGGGAAGAAGGGCGUCAAGUAAGAGGAGGUUUCCUGCGCGCCAGAAGGCAGUGUGCGAGAGAACGUGGUCAGUGCAGGAUCAGCCUCUCCAGAACUACAAAGCCGUGAGUAUUAGGGAUGGAUGGGACAUGUCAGUGUACUUAUUAAGGUUUACUGAUGGAAGUUAUAUAAAUAUGAGGUGGGAUAUUUACUAUAUGGGAUGUUAUCAGACUCUAACCGUUCAUAUUGUGAGCUCAGCCUGUGUUAAGCUCUCUGCCGAGCAGUGUUUCGCACAAUACACACAGAUUGCUCAUUGCAGUGGGAUUUUCAUCUUAGUCUUCGAUAGCUAGAUCACUCUUUCUCUGGCUUCUAUAAACGUAAAGCCCCAGGACUCACAUCUCACAGCAGUGUGGAUCCACCUGGCUUCAGUACAAGUGGCUGAGCAUCUUGUGGGAAAUGCAUGUCCCUUCAUUGGUAUAGGUUAGCCAUUAAUGUCUUAGGUGUUAGUGUGUGCAGGCCUGUCUUUGAGAGUGCUGAUGGGGUGGUGAAUUAUUCUGAUACUAGCCUCCUGUCACCUGCAGGUCACCAUGUCUGAGAGGAAAGCAGUCAUAAAAAAUGCUGACAUGUCUGAGGAGAUGCAGCAAGAUGCUGUUGAGUGCGCCACCCAAGCCCUAGAGAAAUUCAACAUCGAGAAGGACAUUGCAGCUUAUAUCAAAAAGGUAAUUUUCUUGAUUUUGCGUCCUUACAGAUUGUGUGGGUGUUGUGGGGGGGGUGGGGUAGUAGAUUUGUUCGAUGAGCCACAAAUGUGGAUAAAACCUCCUUGAUUCAUGUCACUUACAAGUGAUGUUUAAUGCCAUAUAGACUUGUGGUUCUGUAAGAAUGAACUAUAGUGAAAGAGGUUUCCACAAUCUUGCCUAUCCCUCUCUUUAUCUUUUAUUUUUCUCUCUCUGUUGUUACACAAGCAGGAGGCAGUGGUACGUUGAAUGCAGUUGCCAUAGUGACAGAAAAGCUAAGCUGUUUGUAUGUUCCAACUACUGAAAUUAAUGUUUGCUCAAAAUGAGACCAAGCUGUACCAAAAUCUCAAGGCGUGUGUGUGUGGGUUGUUUACCUCCUAUUGUAUAACUAAUUAAUAUACAUUGAUAGAAGCCAUUUAAGAGGCUGCAGUGUUCUUGACAUCACAUAAGCAAAUGGGGUUGUUGGUGUCUUCACUGUGCUGAUAUAUGGCAGGGAGGUUUAUACAUGGUGUGUAUGAGUGCAGGGAACAAAGACAGAGUGGUACUUUGUGACAACCUAAAGUGAAAUCAUGUGUAAAUGUGUUUAUUUUUGUUUUAGUCUUGUAGAACUGCAUAAUCUGCAAAAGAUUACUGACAGUAUUUCUCUUUUCAGGAAUUUGACAGAAAAUACAACCCUACAUGGCACUGCAUUGUAGGUAGAAACUUCGGAAGCUAUGUCACACAUGAAACUAAACACUUCAUCUAUUUCUACCUUGGUCAGGUAGCAAUCCUUCUCUUCAAAUCUGGCUAG